GCGGUAACGCGAGGGAGGGGGUCCGGCUAUUUCCUGGCAGUCGGCUUGAACCGUCAAGUGAAAGAAUAACACACAUGUGCAUCAAAGGGUGAGAGGAAAACACAGUCGCUAUAAGACAGAGAGCCACCCGGGAUCGAACCUGUGACCGUCAGGACCAGCUAUACCAAUCGUCCUGCUCCCGAUCCACGCCAGAGAUGUCGUCCGACAAGAUCGAAUACACCCCCCUGCAAAUGGAACCCUGUCCACCCUACACCCCGGGGCAGCCUGCUCACCCUGCUGCGUUUGACAUGAACAUGGCCGGCCCAAUCAUGUUCGCGGGCCCUGCUCAUGGCGGCCUACCUUUCCCUCCACCGACUGCCUUUGGACCAGGCAUUGUCGGAGGUUUUGGAGCGGCCACAAACCCCCAAGGCGGCACAGGAUAUGGCUUCAAUGAUUCUUUUUCGCCAUACUCUCCACCAGGCCAAGGCAAUCCUUCAUCUUUGCCGUAUCCUCCACCAGGCCAAGGCAAUCCUUCAUCUUUGCCGUAUCCUCCACCAGGCCAAGGCAAUCCUUCAUCUUUGCCGUAUCCUCCACCAGGCCAAGGCAAUCCUUCAUCUUUUCCGUAUUGUCCACCAGGCGAGGGCAAACCAUCAUCUUUGCCAUAUUCUCCACCAGUCCAGGGCUUCAAUGCAAACUUUGACAAUGAUGAUUUUCCCAACCAGGACGACCCACCCCCAUUCCACGAGAAUAAUGACUUUGAUUUUGGAUUAGACAACAAAACCAUAAGACGAGCUUUCAUUCGAAAGGUUUUCUUGGUGUUAACUGCUCAGCUGAUGGUGACGUUUGCCUUUGUGGCAGUCUUCACCUUUGUGGAUGAAGUCAAGAUGUUCGUCCUGGUGAACACCUGGACCUACAUGGUGUCCUACGCUGUGUUCUUUGUGUCUGUUUGUGUGAUCAGCUGCUGUGGAAGCGUUCGCCGGAGACACCCUUGGAACCUGGUUGCAUUGUCCAUCCUGACCCUCAGCAUGUCCUACAUGGUGGGAAUGAUCGCCAGCUUCCACGAGACCGAGUCCGUAAUCAUGGCAGUGGGCAUCACAGCAGUUGUGUGCUUCACAGUGGUCCUCUUCUCUCUGCAGACCAAGUACGACUUCACUUCCUGUCACGGCGUGCUCUUCGUCUGUUUAAUUGUCCUGAUCUUCUUCGGCAUCCUCUGCAUCUUCAUCCGCAACAGGAUUCUGCACAUUGUGUAUGCUGGACUGGGAGCUUUGCUUUUCACCUGUUUCUUGGCCGUUGACACGCAGCUGCUGCUUGGCAACAAGGAACUGGCCCUGAGUCCGGAGGAGUACAUCUUUGCUGCUCUGACGCUGUACACAGACAUCAUCAACAUCUUCCUCUACAUUCUGGCUAUCGUUGGACGAGCAAGAGGGGGCUGAGCAGGAGGAACUCGAUAGCUUUGAGUUCAUGUAUAAAAGUGAAUUCCCAUAAUCCUUUUAUUUUUGGCUUUUAGUGUGCAUUGAUCACAUAGUGGGAUAUUUCUUUGCUUCACCUUGUGCAUAUGUUUUUCUUUUAUGAUGAUAUAGGUUUUAUAUAUGUUGUAAUUAUGGGGUUUUAUGAGGUAUAUGUCCUGUGGUACAAAACUUCAUCUUGGUUUGGUAAAUCAUUUCUUCUGCUGUACGAAAAUUGACAAAAUGGUCACAACUCAAAGUCCUGGUUCCUGCUUAUUCCAGAGCUUUCGCCUCUUUCACACAGUCUUCAUCCGCAGGAGAUUACUCUUUCUAAAUGCAAUCUUAGUACCAGUUAUGAUGUCAUCCAUUGCAGCUUUACGAAAAAAUCUAGUAAAUGGUGUCCAGAUUGUCCAGGGUCAAGAAGAAAUGUUCAUCCUUAACCUAUAAUCCAAAACCUAUGAAAACUGCUGAUGUUGUAGAGUAUUGGAUGAAGCAGAAGCUACUGAGCUCGAUUCUUUCUCCGCUGCAACUUAAAAAAACCUCCAUCUACUAACGGCUGUGUGAUGUGAUGUGGCUGAAAUGCUAAAUGCACUUUGAGUUGGGACUGCUAUUUCCAAUGUAAAGGUAAAAACUUUUCAUGAUUAAAUAUGAAGAUGCUUUUCAAA
Messenger RNA from Pleuronectes platessa (European plaice), 2089 nucleotides. RefSeq names its product glutamate receptor, ionotropic, N-methyl D-aspartate-associated protein 1b (glutamate binding) (gene grinab). The transcript has 7 exons. Gene Ontology annotation, biological process: negative regulation of apoptotic signaling pathway. Lineage: Eukaryota; Metazoa; Chordata; Actinopteri; Pleuronectiformes; Pleuronectidae. Bases 195 to 1412 code for a protein of 405 amino acids. Gene Ontology annotation, cellular component: endoplasmic reticulum; Golgi apparatus; membrane. The record is from RefSeq and is a predicted model, not a curated record.